GUUAGUCAUUCUCGGGUGAAAUUUACGUGUGGAGUCCUGCCAAAGAGGGUAUUUUCGACGAUUUCUGACAAUUUUACAGAUAUAUUUCAAGUAUUUAUAGAGGACUUGCCACAACAUGAAUUAAACUGUCUUGUUACAUCUGCCUCCAUUUGGUUAACCUUGGCACUUUAAUCUGUUAAGUGAUUGGUGCAUCCAAAAUUACAAAAUGGUUUUAUCUCAACGACAAAGAGAAGAACUAAAUCGUGCAAUAGCUGAUUACCUUAGUUCCAAUGGCUAUAUCAGUGCUCUUGGCGAAUUCCAGAAAGAGGCCUCCAUGCAAGGUGAAAUUGACAAGAAGUAUGCUGGCCUCCUAGAAAAGAAAUGGACAUCUGUCAUCAGGCUUCAGAAAAAGGUCAUGGACCUUGAAGCCAAACUUUCGGAGGCAGAAAAAGAAUUCAACUCUGGGGGUCCCACUCGGGACCGUCGAAGCCCUGCAGAGUGGAUACCCCGCCCUCCAGAGAAAUACUCCCUCAGUGGACACAGGAGCCCUGUCACACGGGUUAUAUUUCACCCAAAAUUUAGUAUAAUGGUUUCAGCAAGUGAAGAUGCUACAAUGAAGUUAUGGGAUUAUGAAGCUGGUGACUAUGAAAGAACUCUGAAAGGACACACAGACUCUGUACAGGAUAUAGCAUUUGAUCAAGCUGGCAAAUCCCUAGUUUCGUGUUCAGCCGAUAUGACUAUAAAACUGUGGGACUUUACAGGAUCUUAUGAAUGUCUGAAGACCAUGCAUGGUCAUGACCACAAUGUUUCGAGCGUGACUUUCAUGCCAAGUGGAGAUCACAUUAUUUCGUGUUCACGUGACAAGACCAUAAAGAUGUGGGAAGUUUCCACUGGAUAUUGUGUAAAGACUUACACAGGCCAUCGUGAAUGGGUACGUAUGGCCAGGGUCUACCAUGAUGGCUCACUGAUUGCUAGCUGUUCUAACGAUCAGACAGUUCGCAUUUGGGUAACAGCUACCAAGGAGUGUAAGGCUGAACUGAGGGAGCAUGAACAUGUGGUAGAAUGUAUUGCCUGGGCUCCUGAAUCUGCACAUGCCGCCAUUAAUGAGGCCAGUGGUGUAGAUGUGAAGAAAACAGGUAGAAGUGGGCCAUACCUGGCUUCAGGAUCACGUGACAAGACCAUCAAGAUAUGGGACAUUAGCACAGGCUUAUGUCUCUUUACACUGGUGGGCCAUGACAACUGGGUUAGAGGAAUCUUGUUUCAUGCAGGAGGCAAAUACAUCCUCAGUGCGUCAGAUGACAAGAGCUUGAGGAUCUGGGAUAUCAAAAACAGAAGGAACCAGAAGACACUAGAAGCCCAUCAACACUUUGUAACAUCACUAGACAUGCAUAAGACAGCUCCCUACGUCAUAACCGGCUCUGUGGACCAGACCGUUAAAGUUUGGGAAUGCCGUUAACUCAUUCUGCCAGCAACUUGCAUUUUACUUGGGCUAGGUAUAUACCAAGCAAUGAUACAAAUAUAUUGUAAAACUGUCCGGAAAUUUUACAUUUCGUCACAAAUCAAACCAUCAUCCAAUAAAAAAAACCAUUACAUGGAGAGAAUCGUGUUUGAUGGUACCUGUCUGGGAGAGUUUGGAUUGGUUGGUAUAAAGCCUAGUUUUAUACUUUUGGUCGAGAGUUCGGUCGAAUAUGUGCACUGCUAACAGUGCUGGUGAAGGAUCUCAGUCAGUGAUGCCUCUGUAUGAUAUGACAGUGCUUGCUUACAGUGGUCUUGUCUGUGCGUCUUGUUAUUUAGUCAUAAACCUCUUUCACAACUUUUUAACAAAUUUGCCAUCUUUAAAAUGAAAUAUAAGAUUGAUUUUUCGCUGAAAUAGGUAAAAAUCCUAAAUGGGGUAAGACAAAGAUGGCUGAUGAGUUCAAGCUCAGUGUUGAUAGUGUCAAAUUCACGCUUAUCUUACCUAUAUACAUGUAGACCAGGUGAUUAUCGGACGUGUAUGUGGAAUAUGCUAUAUGCUGAAGAACUGGUGUUGAGAUUUUUAAACAGGAUUGCUGACAGUGCUUCAGAGGGAGUCAGCUAGAUGCAGAAAUAUUAUAUUAACCAAUUAAACAAGAUAAAUGAUAUUCUAAUUUAUGUAGUGUGUAUACAGGAUCUGACAUGUCUUUCACUACCAUGUGUGCAAAAUGCAAUAUAUUUCAAUGUAUAGGAUUAGUAUUGUAUGUUUUGUUACUGCCAUAUAAAAUAUCCAGUAUGUAUGAAUUUGAUAUUUGAUUUGAGCUUUCGCUAUACAAAUAUUAACCAGUGGUUAAAGGAAUAGGUUGGAAGUAAUGUAAGACAAAGAGAACCUAUUAGUUUCUUCAGUGAAAAUAUACAGAUAAAUUAUCAUAUGUAGAUAGUGGAUUUAUCUUUAUUAUCAGGUAAUGUGGAUCUAUAAUUAUACAGGUAAUAUAAAGGUAUAUAGAGUCAGAUAACUCACUUAGGAUUAAUAUCUUGUUCAAAUAUCACAGCAAAGUCUUGAAACCUGUUUUAAUUAUACAUGUUAUUAAUUUCAGACAUUAGAGCUACAAAAAAAAUUUAAGGAUGAAAUUGAAUUUGUUGAUUAAAGCAUAGAUUAAGUAAAUUAUAUUGAGUAUAUAUAAAUACUCAAACUACCUAUUAAAUGUUUAUAUUAUUAGUGUAUCAUGCAACUUUGCACAUGGUGAAGAUUUUGUAAUUGUUUGUAGUUAAUCAUUAUAAUCAUCCUUCUUCAAUAUUCCAGUUUUUCUCUUCGACACAUACCAGAAGGUGCUUGAUUCAUUUUUUGCCAUAAGCAAUUCCAGAUCACAGUUGAAUGCACAUGAAUUAAGACAGUGUUGUCCUUAAAUGAAACAAGAAUACUUCAUAGUCAAACCAUCAAUGUAUCUACAAAUGAAGUGACUCAACACCUUUGUUGGUUUUGGGUGUGAGAGACUUUGUGAUAAGUCUCAUUUUAUAUAUAUUGCAAACCAAAAAGUCUGUGAUAUACAUUUUAAAAUUAUUUUCAUUGUGUAUUGUUUAGAUUUUGGUAGUUUAAGCAAAUUUGGGCGUCAUCUUUUUGAUGAGAAUCCACAAGUUUGAUAUAAAAUCAUAAAGUUGUGCACUACCUGUCUGGGAGCUUUUGGCAUCAAAUGUCGGCACUAGAUGGGCAGGUCCAAGGUUUUAAUGGAUUUUAUACAGAUUUUCUGAUAUCAGUGAAUGAAACCUAUCAGAUGUGCCCUAUUUUCCUGUUCUACAGAGCUAAGAACUACCGGGAGUUUGAUAUCAGCCGAGGCCGAGUCAUACAGGAAUUUCCUCUUGUUUUUAUUGUGCUGAUUUUGUAUAAUUGUUUUGAAGCAUGCAACCAUCCGUCCAUACAUUUGUGUUCUCUAUUACUUCCGGUGAUAUUUCUUUGUGGUCAUAAUUUUCUCUUUUUGCCCAGUGUCAAUGUCAGAUACAAAGUAUGUAUACUGCGCAGCUCAAAUCAGCAUUCCAUGACUUAAAUUAGAUCUUUAUAUUGAAUUAAAUGAUAUAUAUUAAUAAAAUACUAUGAAUUUUUACCUUCAUUCACCCCUUUUAACAAAAUAGAAAAACUGAAAUGGUUGUGAUAGAAAGAUUUACAUUCAUUUCAGGGUUUUUUCUCAUGUUCAAAAUAUAUCAGAAGAAUGCUUUACGAUUUUGUUUUAUUUCCUGAAAUGUUGUGGUGGAUGGUUGAUGCAAGGAUAAAUACAAAGGCACUUGAAAACCAUGGGAACCAUAUACUGUAAAAGAUCUGUUCUGUGUGGAAUCCAUUAACAUGGAUGUGAUGUGUCAUUCUUUGAAAGCUUGCCAUCCAUAUAUAUAUGUAAAAUCUCAUAAUAUCUAUAGCAUUGUCAUGCUACAGUCAGCUUCAUCUUCAUUGUUAAGUUUAAAUUUAAUUUAUUUACAACACAUGCUUUUUAUUACAGGAUUUCAAUUAUUAUUUUGCAGUAGACACAGUUGUAUGUGUUAUCAAAUUAUGUUCCAUAUUGAUGAAUGCUACAUUCUUGUGCAUGAUUUUGAAAGUAAGGAAACAAAAUCUCAUACUUGCAUCACAUUUCCUUUUAGAAGUUGUGCUGAUGUUGGACUAAACGGGUUGUGUGUUUGUGUUCAUAAAAACCUAUUUAGUAUUGUUUCUGAAAUGAAAAUAUGGCCAGUAAUCUUUUGAAAACACUUUUUGAUUCUAUUUUUGAAAUUUAUUGUUAUCAUUUUUUUCUCAAAAUUGAAAUGAAGAAACAGAAAGAACAUUGUAAUUUUGUUUUGGCCAAAUGCUGUUCUAGUCCCAAUUUUACAUUCAAAGUGCUUUUUAAUAGUAUGAAUGAAAUGUGCAAUUUUAUUUGAAAGUUUUUUUCUGUUAUUAUUUGAUGUAGUUAGAUAGAUGUUCACCUUGAGUAUGGUAACCAUUGGAGACUGUACAUUAUAAUGCUGGUGUGUUUGGGCAAACUUUUUGACAUAAUUCAGACUCAGGUUUGUGGAGGAACAUUUGGGAAGAGUCCAUACAUUUCUGCACACUCUCCAAAGGGAGGUGAAGAUGAUGCUUGUAUAGAGUUUGUUUUCUUCCUGUAACUUCCAUGUAAAUACCAAAUUAACAUAUAUACAAGUCACUCUGUAUGUGACCACCAGAUUGAUUUUGAUCUCAUCUGGGUGACUUAUUGGCCUCAAAUACGAAGAAACACAUGUCAUUCCAAACCGGCAGUGCUAUUAUGUAGCUGAUAAAGUAACUGUCAACAGAUAUUGAAAUUUUAUAUUUACUACAGUGAUGUAUAAUAAAUUGGUGAUGACAGAUUCCAUGUUUAAAGAGAAUGGAUUGCAUUUAUUUAUGUGGGAGUAAUACACAUGGAUUGUUUUCAGUAAAUUAUGCAUACAAGUACACCUGACCAGUCUGAAGACUUACCUAUACACCAAGUGCCAAUUUAAUUUGAUUUUUAUUCACAUAUUUAUGUUCUGUUUCCUACAGUUCUUGUUUUAUUAUCUCCCAUGUAUUUACGUUUUCUGCAAUAAGAACAGCAUUCCAGAAAUUUUAUACCCUUGUCAGUUUUAAAUACAGUUUUCUUUUGACCUUAACGACUUUACCAAGAAAGUGUCAUAGACUUUUGUAGCUUCCAAAGAACAAAAAUGUUGUUUGAAAACCAAAUAAGAUAGUUUAAAGGCAAAGGUUGUAUGAAGAUUUAAAGCCAAACCUUUCUGCUGAGUACCACAUUGAUAAAAUGGUAUGAAGAGAUACCAUGUUAUAUGGAUAACCACUAUUUGAUCCCAAGCCUUUUUGUUUGCUGUGCCAGUCCAGGAAUGUUUAUAUCAUUCAUGUAAUCUAUCAAAGCUUAGAUUGUUUGCUUGGAAAAGAAAUGAUGGAAAAUCCCUUCAUUUUCGCCUUUUCUAUAAACAGAGGUAAUACUUGAAUGUGUUUGGGAUUAUACCCUGAAUUAUAGAUGAAAACGAGGGGAUUUUCUUCUCAUGAGCUGUCCUAUUUUCUGUUCUGUCUUUCUCGUUCUUUUUUCGAUAAAGGGAAGGUGUUUGUAACACCACCACAGUUAUAUGUAUUAAAAAUGUCUUCAUUGGUCAAAUGGUGUUUUAACCUGCAAUGAAUUUCAAUUUUAAUACAUCUGUGGUGUCCAUAACUACAAAUCCCUUUAUAACUGUAUAUAUUAUAGUAAUGUUAGUGUCCAACUUUGUCUCUAAUUUUCAUUCUUUCAUAAUUUGAUAUAAUUCUCAUUAACAGUCUGUUUACAGAAUGUAAUAUGUAUACAUUUUUUUUUUCCCUUCUAGAUGAAUAAAGGAAGGCAUGAAAUAUUGUUGAUAGAAAACCCUUCAGGAAGGGAAUAAAAAAUAUAAAUAACAUUGGGAAAAAUAAUUGCAGAGUUAAGUCCAGGAACAAAUGUGUUAUGGUAUUCUUGUCAGGAUAUCAAUGUGGUUCUGUACUAUCAACACCAUUUUACAUCAUCAAGUGCUAUUCACAGUAUUUAUAAUGUAACUAAUACCUGUAAAAUCCACCUGCCAAUUUGUUUGAAGAGCCAUGUUUGAUGUAUGAUAUAAAGUCUACCACACAUAUAGGGAUAAGUGGUAACAACAAUGGGCGUUAAUUGAUCCGCUCUUCACACAACAUGGCAGGUUUCGUGUUGUAAUAUUUUAACUUUGGUUGACACAUCCAGACUUGAAGGUCUAUCUAACUACAUUUGUGUUGCUUUGUACCGGCAGUCCUCAUGUAACUUACGGUUUUAUCAUUGAUCUGGUCGUGUCUACUGUCAAUAAAUGAUAAUGUCAGA
Ylistrum balloti is the source of this 6248-nucleotide messenger RNA. Its product is annotated as platelet-activating factor acetylhydrolase IB subunit beta-like. Gene Ontology annotation, cellular component: U4/U6 x U5 tri-snRNP complex. The transcript has 12 exons. Gene Ontology annotation, biological process: mRNA splicing, via spliceosome. Bases 206 to 1435 code for a protein of 409 amino acids. The record is from RefSeq and is a predicted model, not a curated record. Lineage: Eukaryota; Metazoa; Mollusca; Bivalvia; Pectinida; Pectinidae. Gene Ontology annotation, molecular function: U4 snRNA binding; protein binding; U6 snRNA binding.